AUGCGGAUGUUGUUGAAAGCGGGCCGGCCCCGGGGGAGCUGGGGGAAGGGAGCACGGGCUGGAGAGGCGCUGCUGAGGGGCCGCAGCAGGCUGAUUAAUGGGCCUUGGGUCACGGCAAUAAAAGUGGCGUGCCAGUGGCGCGGCAGCGAGGCUCAGAGGCGUUUCUCCGCGAUGAUCGAGGAGGGCUGUUCACUGCUGCGCUCAAAGCGGAGAAACAGGACGAGGCAGCACACUUUAGCAGCCUAUUUAAGGGGCCUCCCUCCCCCACGAACCUCCCACUUCAUUCCUGUCUCAAGCUUUCUCUAA
Molecule: messenger RNA, 306 nt
Organism: Knipowitschia caucasica
Lineage: Eukaryota; Metazoa; Chordata; Actinopteri; Gobiiformes; Gobiidae
Source: the annotation of a GenBank genome assembly